GUUUGGGGUGGCAUGGAAGGGACAUCGACGUAUACGCCAAGGUUACUAGUAGGCAGUAGCUACAUAGAUACACGCCCCCACUGAUGUGAAACAUCCUCGAACGACCAAAGUUGUUUGUUGCCCAACACUGGACAUCGACCAUAUGAAAUUACGAUCGGCGAGGUAAAACCUCGUUUUUAAUCAACGCUAUUGCGAUGGAUAACGAACAAAACUGGUUUGACAAAUUUACUGUUAUUGUGGAACAGAAUAUUAGAGGUGUACAGAUCGGCAUAUAUUCUGUGGGCGUGAUCGGACUUGUUGUGGCCUUGAAAAGUGUGCGACCGUUCUCACGCUUUGUAAGGCCUCAAGACAUUCCAAAAACCUUUAUGGAACGCCAUGUGCCGUUAAAGGGGCGAGUCUUAGGGGUAGAACUAGGUGGUCCAGCUACACCACCAUUGCUAAUGGUGGAUCAUCAACCAAUCAUAUCCCUUACACAGCAGUCAUCUUCUUGUCUACCUGUACAUAUUGCUGGAGUUGACAUUUCUGGCAAUGGAAUUUCUUGGAUGCAGUCUGUACUGGUUGGAGAUCAAGUGAAGUUCACACCACUGAAAAUUAAUCCGAGCAAUGUUAGCUGCAUAGUGAAAGCAUCGAAAGGUGAUGUGGCUGUAGACCUCGUCUCAGUGGGAUUUGCAACAGUGUCAGCAUUGGACUUCACAUUGGAAAAAGAUCCGCUUUACAUCACAUACUACAAAAGACUAUUGAAGACUGAGAAACAGGCAGAGCGUAAGGGGCAUGGUAUGUGGGCCACUAACAGCACAUGGUUCCAACGGAUAUGGAGAAAGGUCAGUGCAAGAAUGCAGCCAAGACUGUUGCUACCAGUAGUUUUACGGCGCUCUUGAAUAAGCUUUCCAUCCAGUUCCUAAGAUGAUACUAUAUUGCUACUGGUUGUGUGUAGAAAAUUUAACCAUAAUUGUGUUCAUUGAUGUGUCAUUAUGGCUAGCCAGAUUAUAGUCAACAGCAGGUAGCUACUAAUAAUAGUACUGACAAAACAGGAAAUCUGUUAACUAACAUUAAAACAAGAAUGAAUGGAGUAAGACCAAGAGUCACACAAAUUUAAAAAAAGGCUGCAUCUCUAGAUUUCAACAUUUUUUAAAAUUCCUUCAUUAUGAUGAUGAUUCAAAACUGAAUGAGGAAAGAGUAUAUGCAUAGGCACUGAAGCAGAAAGGAAAAAGAGGGGGAGGGAGGGAGGAAGAGAGAGAGAGAGGUAGUGCAUUCAUUCUGUGAUACAAGUGUGUCACAAGAUACAAUUGUAUCUUUCCUGGGUUAGGUUUUGCAGAAACUUUUCCUUAAUCACAUGUGUAUGUACCGUUUCCUUUCCAUAUUUCCAUUUGUCUCCCAGUUGAAGGAAUUUUCAUGAAAUACUAUAAUUUGAGGAUAUAACCACACUGCUGUGUGUGUGGCCCUCACUCCACUUGUUCUUUUUUUCCCAUGUGAUUAAUAGAUGUCUCUCUUCUGUCACACACAUCAUCAUGUUUGUACUGAUUAAUUUAAUUUUUUUAUGCAGCAUUGAAGAUGAUAUAUUGAAGUAAAAAAAAAAAAAAAAAAAAAAAAA
Schistocerca serialis cubense is the source of this 1591-nucleotide messenger RNA. RefSeq lists its product as uncharacterized. The coding region runs from base 195 to 878 and encodes 227 amino acids. The transcript has 6 exons. The record is from RefSeq and is a predicted model, not a curated record. Lineage: Eukaryota; Metazoa; Arthropoda; Insecta; Orthoptera; Acrididae.